UCUUCGUCAUUCCCUCCCAACCCUAGCCACGCGCGCGCGCCGCCGACGCCGCCAUGGCCGACUCCGGCGACUCGUCCCCGCACUCCGCCGCGGCUACGGACGACGCGCACCACGAGGGCUCGGAGGCGGCGGCCGCGGCCGCUGCGGCGGGGAUGGCGGCGGCGGCGGCGGCUGCUCCGCCGGUGCCGGUGCCGCCGGCGAAGGUGCGGCUGAUGGUGAGCUACGGGGGACGCAUCCAGCCGCGGCCGCACGACCACCAGCUGUCGUACGUCAACGGGGAGACGAAGAUCCUGUCGCUCGAGAGGCCGCUCCGCUUCGCCGACUUCGCCGCCCGCCUCGCGGGGCUCGCGGGCUCCCCGGGGGACUUCUGCGUCAAGUACCAGCUCCCCGGCGAGGACCUCGACGCGCUCGUCUCCGUCACCAACGACGAGGAUCUGGAGCACCUCGUCCUCGAGUACGACCGCCUCCACCUGCUCCGCCCCGCGCCGGGAUCUGGCGGCGGCUCCUCCCGCGGCGGUUCCACGCCGAGGCUGAGGGUUUUCCUCUUCCCCGUCCAGUCGCCGACGCCACCGCCGCCGCCGCAGCCGUCCGGCCUCCUCGAGCCGAAGCAGGAGCAACGUCACUGGUUCGUCGACGCGCUCAACUCCGUCCAUCCUCCGCCGCCACCGUCGCCACCGCAGCCGAAGCAGGAGUCGGUGUCCGUGCAGUCGCCACCUCCAACUGUUGUGUCGGUGCCGACGCCUCACCAGCCGGUGUUGCCAGCGCCGACGGGCCCCGACUACCUGUUCGGCCUCGACAACGGCUUCGUGCCACCGCCGGCGGUGAAGGUGAAGGACCCCGCCGGUGACCCGCCGACGGUGAAGGACAACGUCCCCGUCGAGAUGCCCCCCAAAAACGACGACCGCCACACCACCAACCCCGUAAGCGACCACGUCGUUGUCUCCCCUGCCGUUUCACCCGGCGAGUUCCAGCGUCAGAUCCAUGGCCUCGAGAAGCUACAGGUUACCGACACUGCAGCACAGCAGCCACCACCACCUGCUCCUGCAACGGCCGCUCCGCCGCCGGCUGCCCUACCGAGAAAUGGCAGCGACGACUCCCUCACCCGCGCCUACCCUCCCGCCACCGUCACCCCAACGCCGACAGCCACACCGGAGUACUACUUGCCCAAGUACCAGGAGAAGCCCACUGCCCCGCCUCCGUCAUCCGCUCCUCCAGCGACGGCCUUCCUGCCGGUGCCGGGCAGGUAUACAUCUGUUGCCCCUGCCUCUGGCGCUGACCAUGGCCCUGUCUUCUUCAUCCCCGCGCCGCCGCAUGGUUACUUCACCACCGCCGCAGGCCACGGCGCCAACUCCUUCCCCGCCGUCUACGCCGUCGCACCGCACAAUGGCAAUGCCAACGCAAACGGCAACGGCCCUUCCUCCGCCGCGUCAAAUGCCCAGGCCUACGCGCAGCAAAUGGCGUAUGACAGCAAUGGCCGCGCCAUCUACUACACCAGCGUCCUCCCCCAGUACGCUUCCGCUGUCAAUGGCGUACCGGCGCCGGCGACAGUACUCGGCACUGACCCCGCCAAGCCAGUGGCGGUGAAACCAACAGUUUCCUGAGCAGCAUCUUACCGUCGAUGGGUUAAAAACUAAAAAGAGUUUGGCAAUUUUCAGUCAGUCCGUCAAUACGCGUUAAUAUGUUAAGUUGGAUUCGUUAUUGUCUCUAGUAUUUACUACCUAUAAUAUUCUUUUUCUCUCUCUUUUGUUUAGAGUUUUUGUUUUGGCCUUCAGGGUUCAUGAUGAUAUGCAACUAGAGUUCUUGGUGUGCUCAGAUGUACAUAGUCUUUGUGGACAUAAUGGAUAUUAUAUUAGCCUAUUGGAUGAGUUCAUUAACAAAUGUCUUAAGUUGUUACUGCU
Molecule: messenger RNA, 1898 nt
Organism: Oryza brachyantha (malo sina)
Lineage: Eukaryota; Viridiplantae; Streptophyta; Magnoliopsida; Poales; Poaceae
Product: pollen-specific leucine-rich repeat extensin-like protein 1
Exons: 1
Coding region: 54-1601 (515 amino acids)
Molecular function (GO): protein binding
Source: RefSeq, a predicted model, not a curated record